Lactuca virosa is the source of this 339-nucleotide messenger RNA. Lineage: Eukaryota; Viridiplantae; Streptophyta; Magnoliopsida; Asterales; Asteraceae. The record is from the annotation of a GenBank genome assembly.
AUGAGUCCAACGGCUGUAGCUGAAGUUGAGGCACAAAAGAAGAGAUUAUAUAUGGAGUAUUCUGCUGCUAUGUAUACUCAAUUGACCAUGCUUUUCAUCCAAGCCCCUGUCUUUGUCAGCUUUUUCCUUGCUCAAUAUAAAGGAGCUCCAUUUGGUGAGCUAAGCCCCCAUGUAUUUACUGUGGCAGACGCAUCUUACAGGGCAGUGAUGAGUGAUGCAAAAAGCCAGUCCAUAUUGGUCAGUGGAGAAAACCAUCAACCUUUUCGAUGGAUUUAUUGCAAAAGAUGUACCAAAUCCACCAUCCAAUCAAAAUUAAAACACGGAACUGCACGAUUCUAA